Acomys russatus (golden spiny mouse) is the source of this 645-nucleotide messenger RNA. RefSeq names its product 60S ribosomal protein L13a-like. Gene Ontology annotation, molecular function: mRNA binding; structural constituent of ribosome. The record is from RefSeq and is a predicted model, not a curated record. Gene Ontology annotation, biological process: negative regulation of translation; translation. The coding region runs from base 280 to 630 and encodes 116 amino acids. The transcript has a single exon. NCBI's taxonomy places the organism in Eukaryota, Metazoa, Chordata, Mammalia, Rodentia, Muridae. Gene Ontology annotation, cellular component: ribosome; cytosolic large ribosomal subunit.
UUUCCCAGGCAGCUGCCGAAGAUGGCGGAGCGGCAGGUUUUGGUGCUGGAUGGCCGAGGCCAUCUUCUGGGCCGCCUGGCGGCCAUCGUGGCCAAGCAGGUGCUGCUGGGCUGCAAGGUGGCGGUUGUACACUGUGAGGGCAUCAACAUUUCUGGGAAUUUCUACUGAAACAAGUUGAAGUAUUUGGCCUUUCUCCGAAAGCGGAUGGACACCAACCCCUCUCGUGGCCCCUACCACUUCUGAGCCCCAAGCCGCAUUUUCUGGCGCACUGUGCGAGGCAUGCUGCCUCACAAGACCAAGAGAGGCCAGGCUGCCCUGGAGCACCUCAAGGUGUUGGAUGGGAUCCCUCCACCCUAUGACAAGAAAGAGCGGAUGGUGGUCCCUGCUGCCCUCAAGGUUGUGUGGCUAAAGCCUCCCAGAAAGUUUGCAUACCUGGGUCGACUAGCUCAUGAGGUCGGGUGGAAGUACCAGGCAGUGACAGCCACUCUGGAAGAGAAACGGAAAGAAAAGGCCAAGAUCCACUAUCGGAAGAAGCAGCUCUUGAGGCUAAGGAAACAGGCAGAGAAGAAUAUGGAGAGCAAAAUCAGCAAGUUCACAGAUGUCCUCAAGGCCAACGGACUCCGGCUGUGAGCCUAAUAAAGACUG